UGGCUGGUGUCUGCAGCUGCCUGUAGGCCAGCUAAGCCUACGAAAACAAACGGCGCUUCGAGUUAGCGUCUCAGUUUUUUGGUUCUGUUGCCCAGGGCUGACGACGCCUCGGCUCGGUUAUAUUAAAGCUCGUCUGAAUGUGUAUAUAAAGGAACAGGUGUAGCUCUUAAUGCAACCCUCCCUCCUCACUAGGAACCACAAUGUCCGACGCGGCUAACGUUAGUACUACAGAGAACUACGGAGACUCGGGGCUUAACGGGUCCUGGGUGGAGUUGGAGAUGAACAGAACCCAGCAGGCCCAGUCGUCCUCGCCGGCCGGGCCGGCGCCGGGCCUGCUGCCCCUUCCUCAGGUGGAGGAAGAGGAGGCCGUGGUGGGGGGGCUGGAGCACGUCCCGUCGUCCUCCUCCAUCCACAACGGAGACAUGGAGAAGAUCCUGCUGGACGCCCAGCACGAGUCGAGCCGCAGCAACUCGUCCUGCGACAGCCCGCCGCGGCCCCACUCCCCCCAGGACGAGGGACAGAUCAUCUUCGACGUGGACACGACCGGCAGAAGAGACAGCCAGUCUGAGGAGGACGUCCUGGACAAGGAGAGGGACAUGGACAUCCUGAUGAAGGACGCAGACUGGGUCGCCGAUUGGUCCAGUCGGCCGGAAAACAUUCCCCCCAAGGAGUUUCAUUUCCGUCACCCUCGUCGCUCGGUGAUGCUCAGCAUGAGGAAGACCGGCGCCAUGAAGAAGGGCGGCAUCUUCUCUGGCGAGUUUCUGAAAGUCUUCAUCCCCUCGUUGCUGCUAUCGCACAUCCUCGCUCUGGGCCUGGGUGUUUACAUCGGGAAGAGGCUGACCACGCCGCCGGCCAGCUCCUUCUGAACCCAAACUGAAGAAAAGUGCCUGAAGAGAAGUUGCCACGAGCCGUUUCUGGAGGAUUUGUGCUGUUGUGAGAAGAUUGCCCGUCUCUCAUCCCUCUUCCUCUCCUGCCUGCCUCCUCUUCCUCCUGCUUCUUUUUAACCCCUCCUCUCCCUCCUCCUGUUUCCCUCUAACCGUCUGCAGCUUUCUGAGGUCGUAUUUUCCCCUCUAGAAGUUUCUUAGCGGAUUGUUGCAGCGUUGAAAACAGAGACUGGCCAGAGAUUGUGCCACCUGCGUGAAGUAGCCCAGCUCUCGAUCACGACCAAAGUCAGACCGAAACGACGUCUGGAAAUGUGAUUGCGCCUUUUUUUUUCUUUUUCUGAAAGUGGCCAUUUUUGUUUCUUCUUCUUCUGCUAAUUGUGUCUACUUUAUUUAUUUUGCAAACAGUGGUUGUCUACAGAGACAGCAGCCAACUCAAACCUUUAUUCUGGCCAGUUUUGAGAGAAAAACGCACUCUGACACUAACUGGGAACCAGUUUGGGUUGCACACACUGGAAAAAAACUAAAUAUUACCAAGUAGUUUUGUUGUAGUUUAUAGUGGGAAUAUUUCGGUACGCUUAAAAUAAGACAAAACAAACUUACAAAUAACUUUUUAUCAAGAUAUUGGAGCUUGUUUUGAGUCAAUAAUUCCUUAAUAUUGGUGAAAAAUAUAGUAUUUUAUUCUGCCAAGAAACUCAGAAAUUUUUAGAUUUAUCUCAGAAAUGUUGUAGAAAACACAAGGACAUUUCUCAUCUUCAAAACUCGAAAAUUUGCUGGGAAAAAAUCUCCGAAAUUUUGAGAUUAAUCUAAAAAAUUUUCUAGAAAAAAAUGGUUUAAAUUUCUGAGCUUGAAAAGUUAAGAAUGUGCAAGAAAUCUCCCAAAAUCUUUUAGAUUAAUCUCAGAAAUUUUCUUGAGAAAAUGUAGAAAUUUCUGAGCUCCAAAAGUGGAAAAUUUGCUAAGAAAUUUGUUUUUUAGAUUUUUUUGAGAUUUGUGUCAGAAAUUUUCUAGAAAAAAACUUGCCAAUUUCUGAGUUUGAGAAAUUUUACAUUUUUGACUUUUGAAUCUCAAAAAUUUCAGAAAAUUUAAGAGAUUCGUCUCAAAAUUCCUGAGAAUUUUCAUACUUUUCAAGCUCAAGACUUUUUUGUUUUUUAUUCUACAAAAUUUCUGUGAUUAAUCUAAAAAUUUCUGAGUUUUUUGGUGAAAAUUUACUCCUUUCAGUCGUAGGAAUAAUCUGCCAGUGGAACUAACAAUUUUUCGUCAAUAUUUAGGAAUUAUAGACAUAAAACAAUCUCCUAAUUUUUGCUGAAAAGUUCCUUUUUAGUUAGUUUCAUCUUAUUUCAAGCGUAUUAAGAUAUUUGCACUAGAAACCAGACAAAAACCCUCGGUAACAUUUCGUGUUUUUGCAGGGCAGAACUCUUCAGGUUCAGUCUUACUCGUUUUAACCGACUUUUUCCUGAAUGUUUUUCAAGAAGAAAAUAUUUCACAAAGAAAUGUAACGUUUCUAUUAGGAGUUUAUAGUUUCAGAGAUGCUUUUGUUUAAGGAAAGCAGCGCUCCUGCACUCCAGCGAAAACAGUGAAGCCCUCCGUAGAUCUGCAGGUGAUAGAAUGUGGCUGUGCAAACGUAGAAAAGCACUAACAGACAGCACUCGCGUGACGGCCUCAAAGUCCUGGAAUGAGAAAAUGAUGACAAAAAUGGAUGAUUAUGAUUUACAGCUCAUAAAAAAACAAAAUUCAGGUUUUAGAAAUUAGGAAAUUAAAUCUGAGCAGUGAAAAUGCUCCGACUUUGGACUUGUUGAUGAAUUAUCAUUAAAAAAUAUUAGAUUUUCUACAUUUUAUCCCUAAAUUAAGUAUGAAUGUAUAAAAAACUAAAGGACUUUUUACUUUAAUUUCUAAUUAAAUUGUAUCUUUUACCUUUUACUUACAUAAUCAUAACUUCAAUAUUUGUCGGAUUGAUAAAUGAAUCAAUUUUACUUUUAUUUUGCCUCCUUAACUUCUUAAACCAGAUGAAGCAUGGAAGAUAAAUAAAUUAAAUAAUCAGAUCAUAAAAUAACAGAUUUCUUUCUCCUAAAAUGUCAUUAAAAAUCUGAAAUUUCAAAAUAGAAAUUUACUUUCUUUUUCUCUCUUCUGACAGUUCUCUCCAAGGUUUUUCCUUCCAUUGAACUUUCCAUCAAUGUUUGUUUUUGAAGAGAAUUGAUUCUAUUUCUCUUUUUAAAAUGAUUUAUUGGUCUUAUUCUAAAUAUCUGAGGAGCUGAAUUUUAUGUUUCCAUUGGCUGUAAGUCAUAAUCAUCAUAAUAAUUUAAUUUAUUGAUGAGUUUAACCAGCACCAUAAGCACAUACUUUUAUUUCAGGAGGAAAUAAAUGGAAAUUGUGAUUUUUACUCCUUUUUUUUGCACUUGUUGGACAGAAACAAAUCAAGAACGUUCCCCGUUCUCUCAUCAAAACAAUCUCAAUUGAUGAUUCCACAAACACAUGACAAAAACAGCUAAGCAUGCUUCUGCACUAAAAACCCUUUUACUUCCUGUUUUGUUUUUUUAACUUCCUGUUUUGUUUUUGUUUGCUGCCCCCUUGUGCUGGUGCUUGUAUUUGUUCCUGCUACAGUUAAACCUUACAUUUUGUAUUCUUUUCUGUUUUUGUGUUUUGAACCGUUUUCGUUUCCUGCUGUCGAAGAAGAGAUUGUGAACGCACACACUGGGAAUCAAGCUUGACGUGAAAAUGUUUCAAAAGCGGGAAAAUAAAACUCCUUCCUGAAGGAGAAGGAAAGUGUGGAGAGAGAUUAUCCUCCGUAAGACUGCGCCGGUCUGAGAGAAGUUCUUGUAAUGAUGCAUUUGCUUUAAUUUUUUCCUGCUACAUUGAAAACAUUGAUAAACAUUUUGUCAAUAAACAUGACUUGAGUGGAAA
Molecule: messenger RNA, 3779 nt
Organism: Gambusia affinis (western mosquitofish)
Lineage: Eukaryota; Metazoa; Chordata; Actinopteri; Cyprinodontiformes; Poeciliidae
Gene: bnip3lb
Product: BCL2 interacting protein 3 like b
Exons: 6
Coding region: 201-866 (221 amino acids)
Biological process (GO): mitochondrial outer membrane permeabilization; positive regulation of apoptotic process; defense response to virus
Cellular component (GO): mitochondrial outer membrane; nucleus; mitochondrial envelope
Source: RefSeq, a predicted model, not a curated record